CCUUCCUUGGUUGGAUACUUCUUCAUUCCCUUUCCAAAAAGCUUCUGUUACAUUCCCGAUACUACUAUCAUUUCUCGUCCUUGUUAUACUUGUCCCCUUUGUCUCACAUUACCGUUAUUGAUGACUAUUCUAUAAUCUUCACCAACCGAAAGCCUUCAGUAUGGGUACCGAGUUUGGUAUCAACAAGGAUACCAAGCCCGAGCUUCGUCUCGGAGCUGUGGGCAUCUUUUACAUCGUCUUUGCUGCAUUAUGGACGGCUGUUCUCUUGGCGGGAAUGAUAUUCCUCUGGAUCCGGCGUGAGAUGCCCAUCCUGAGGAUCCGGGGCUUGCCGCUGUCCUUUGCAGCAAUCACCUUCAUGCAUACAUACUGGCUUGCCGUCCAGCUGGCCUAUUGGUAUGGCGCGUUGAUGCCUGAAGUCGCCGAAUUCUGGAUCAUGGGCGUCUGGUUUCCCUUCGGGAUCGCGCUUUUCCACGCCUCCAACAGCAGGUUCCUCUACGUUGCCGAUGGCCAGAGGAAGUUUCUUCAGAGAUCCGAGACUCUAUCCGCGCCCGUCAGCCAAGGGGGCUUAUUGGCUCGAUGGCGGAAGAUGGACCACAAUCGCCGGUCUCUCAUCCUGAUCUUGAGCUGCAUGGGACUUCAGCUCGCCUUGACCGCCAUUGUCUUCCUCGUAUCGCGCAAAUUUCACAGCUCAUUUGGCGUCUCCGGCACUGAGGUCCAUGGCAGCUUCAUGGAGCGAAAGGUGGCUCAAGGCCGCGGUUGGGAAUGGUUUCCCUCCAUCUUCUGGCAGAUGUUCUGGGCAUGGAUCUUUGCUCCCUAUAUCCUCUUCCGCGCUCGCAAACUCCGAGACACUCAAGGCUGGAGGCUCCAGACCAUUGCCUGCUGCAUCUCCAAUCUUCACGCCGCCCCGAUGUGGCUGAUUGCCUUGUACGUUCCCGCCAUGGAGCCAGUCAACACAUACUUUAUCCCUCCGCAAUGGAUCGCCGUCUCCGUUAUGCUUCUCGAAAUCUUCACCGUCUUCGUGCCCAUCAUCGAGGUGUGGAAGCACAAAGCUCUUACCCAGGAGACGCUCAACUCCAUUGCGCGCUGGGAGUCCCAAAAGAAGGGAUUCAAUGGCGGCAACAAGUCCAUCAACUCAGACUCUACAAGAUCGUCAUGGGGAGGAAGACACGGAAGAUCGUCAUCUGUCCACACAAGCACCUCUGGCGGAAGCAUCCUGACCAUGGAAGCCCUGGAGCACACACUAUCAAAGAACCCUGAGCCGCUGCAACAGUUCUCCGCACUGCGAGACUUCUCUGGCGAGAACAUUGCUUUCCUUACGAGCGUCAAGGAAUGGAAGGCUACUUACUUUCCCACCACUACAAAGGACACGGAGAAGGAGGAUGGCGCGGCCAAGGUUCUGCCUCGCGAGUGCUUUGAGAGCGCGCUCAAGAUCUACGUCGAAUUCAUCAGCGCGACCCACGCCGAUUUCCAGAUCAACCUUUCCUCAACAGACUUCAAGGCCCUCCAAACUAUCUUUGAGCAGGCUGCGAGCGACAUUUGCGGCAGAGAACGCAGCAGUCCCGACCCUUGCACGCCCUUUGCCGACAUCCCCCACCGAAACGACUCUGAGAGUACUCUUGACGUUCGGUACGGGGGCGAUGUUCCGGCCGACUUUGACGAGCAUGUGUUUGACGAUGCGGAGAUGAGCAUCAAGUACCUGGUCUUGACGAACACAUGGCCUAAGUUUAUCAAGGAGCGGCGGUCUUUUGACUUGGCCAGCGCUGAGGCCGGUAACAACUGAGCCGAUGAACAUUGAACCCUGAGCAAAGAGUUCUAUAUAAAAGGCGGUUUCAUAUGAAGAUAUAUACCCUUUCCUUUGUGAUGAAGAAACAGAUACUAUUGUUAUUGAUGAGUAUACGGAGGCAGGAACGCCUUUGAACAUUCAGAUACGAGCACGUUGCUGCAUCUUUUCUACACGAUAUACUUAUAACAGCCGCUACAACGAUGAAUUCGUAUGGAUUGCGGACAUGACAUGGAGGGUCGACUUGAUGACACACUCAAAGACAUCCUUAGAAUAGAGUCCUAGUAUUAUAAUAUUAUUGAUUAGAUC
Messenger RNA from Trichoderma reesei QM6a, 2089 nucleotides. RefSeq names its product GPCR, GprK-like protein. Bases 161 to 1780 code for a protein of 539 amino acids. The record is from RefSeq and is a predicted model, not a curated record. The transcript is spliced from 5 exons. Lineage: Eukaryota; Fungi; Ascomycota; Sordariomycetes; Hypocreales; Hypocreaceae.